CAACGGCGGUGGACAGCACGUGAAGGCUUUCAGCGGUAGUGUUGACCGAGCCGCCCCAUCCUGGCACGAUGAGCAGCAGUGAUGGUGAACUUUUCAAGUUCGACUCUGUGGAACUGUUGUCCCUGUACACCACCACAGUCCUUCAGCAACUAGUCACAGUUGUCCAACCUAUUGAGGAUCGUCUUCUUCACCUCAUCCAAGUUCUUGAGCAUAACCUGAAAAAUUUGAAGGUGGAGAGGAAGUGGUUUCUUGGCACACUGAGGGACCAUGCACGCCUCUUCAACAAGGAGUGGAAAAUGGGCAACACAGAUGGUCCAGACUUUGGGAAGAUAGCCUACAACACACUUCUGCUGGCAGUCGCCCUCAAAAUAGGGCUGGAAAAGCUUUGGGUGAAUGACGGCAACACCCCAGUCUUCAACGACAUGGUAAUGGAGCUGACUACUCUUUUACAUCCAAAGAAGAUUACAUUGGCCAUCAAACAACUAAACAGAAGUAAUCCUCUGUUUGACUUCUUAUCCAGUCACUCACCUGACCUUGAAGAAAUCAACAUGUACUGGAGUGAUGUUGCAGCUUUUCAAGAUUGCAUGAAGUUCAAGAACUUGCGUGUGCUGGAACUUGGGGGACGCAUCUCAGACAAGGUGCUGUGCAGCGGUCUGUGGAACAUUAACAAAAAAAGUGACAAAGUACUGGAAAUGGCCUUAAAGGAUAAUAAGGGGCCUGAGAGUUGGCAGCUGUCUCCCCAACCUGGAGCAGCACUCCUCAUACAGCCCAAGAUGGAGACAGUGAAGACACUCACCUGGGACACCAACCGAGCCAUCAUGCACUUAUUGGACACAGAAGCAAAGUUGAAGAUGAUUCCAGUGAAGCAGCUAACGAGGCUGGUGUUGGAUGCAACAGACUUGGACCACAUGGAGUUCACAGUGCUGCUGGCAGAGAUGCCUAACCUGAAUGACCUCUUCCUGCACAUCACACCAGAUGCUGUUGCAAAUUACUAUAAGACUUCUAAGUUAACUCCUGAUGCCACUGCCUUUCCCAAUGGCAACACAGGUGUCACGCCUAAGGCUGAACUCUUCAGACCUUCUCUAAAAAUUCCACUCUGA
Messenger RNA from Eriocheir sinensis (Chinese mitten crab), 1100 nucleotides. RefSeq lists its product as uncharacterized. Bases 69 to 1100 code for a protein of 343 amino acids. The record is from RefSeq and is a predicted model, not a curated record. The transcript has 9 exons. NCBI's taxonomy places the organism in Eukaryota, Metazoa, Arthropoda, Malacostraca, Decapoda, Varunidae.